Leptomonas pyrrhocoris is the source of this 825-nucleotide messenger RNA. RefSeq lists its product as hypothetical. The record is from RefSeq and is a predicted model, not a curated record. The transcript has a single exon. The coding region runs from base 130 to 825 and encodes 231 amino acids. Gene Ontology annotation, molecular function: RNA binding. Lineage: Eukaryota; Euglenozoa; Kinetoplastea; Trypanosomatida; Trypanosomatidae.
AGUUCUCCCGCAACAUUUCUUCGACACAAGAAAUUUGUGUACUUUCCAUUUACUCGUGCACGCCGAAGACUCGCUCGUCCCGCUCUCUCCUCUCUUCUUCUCAAAUCACAACAGACUCACCACGCAGGAAUGGACAUGUCAGCGACCAACCUGAGCGCGCACGCAAAGCCGUGGGCACCGGGCACGUCCGGCCAACCCCCGCAGCAGCAGCAGCAACAGCUGCCACAGAUGAGGAGUGCGAACAACAGCACGGCUUAUAGUCACGGCAGCAACAACGACGGAAUGCAAGGUGGGAACGGCUUCUUGCAGCGUGGCGGCGGCCUGCGCUCCCGCGGCAGCGUGCACAACGGCUCCGGCAACAGCGUGGCCGGCCUCGGUCAGUUCAACCACGACUACGGCGCCCCAAACGGUGUGCCACCCAGCAUGCAGCAGCAGCAGCAACAGCAGCCCAAGUUGAGCUCGACAGCGGCGAAGCUCUUUGUCGGUCAGCUGCCGUUUGAGUGCACGGAGGAGCGCCUGCGCAACCUCUUCAGCGCGUACGGCAGCGUCGAACACAUUCACAUCUUACGCGACAACAGCAAUCGCAGUCGCGGUGCAGCAUUCAUCACCUUCUCGACGGUGCAGGAGGCCGAUACGGCCAUCUUCACCCUGCACAACCGCUACCGUAUGCUCACUAACCGUGCAAUUCAGGUGAGCUACGCGAAGAAUAGCCCCAACAUUUCACCGUUUGGCACGUGCAGCGCCUUCGAGGUCCAUCAGUCGAACCCAACGAACCCGCUUCCUGAUGUAGCCGCCAUCAAUGCUCAAGCAGCUUGUUUGUUUUAG